Messenger RNA from Lactuca virosa, 354 nucleotides. The record is from the annotation of a GenBank genome assembly. Lineage: Eukaryota; Viridiplantae; Streptophyta; Magnoliopsida; Asterales; Asteraceae.
AUGGCCGACGAUCACCAUCAUCAAAAAUCACCGUCAAACCCUCAAAACCCUAAAGUUUCUACUGAAAUCGGACGUAGUAGCAGUCAUAUUAAACCAAAUUACCCGAACCCGCCCGAUAUAACAAACCCGGACGCAGCAGCGCUAAGGGAACAAUGGAAGUACGCCAUCAGACAGUACAGCAAAUGGUACUCUCACGCUUGGGGCACCGCUAUACUCGCCGGAGUUUCUUUCUUCGCCCUCGGUUGGGUAAUUAAAGGAGGUAAUCCACUUCCUUCAUUCCAUCAAAACGACGACGCCUCCCGAGAUCCCCCCAAUUCUCCGACCGAUUCUCCUGAUGUCAACCGAACUCACUGA